This is a messenger RNA of Nymphalis io (European peacock), 1511 nucleotides long. RefSeq lists its product as uncharacterized. Gene Ontology annotation, biological process: proteolysis. Lineage: Eukaryota; Metazoa; Arthropoda; Insecta; Lepidoptera; Nymphalidae. The transcript has 6 exons. Bases 12 to 1511 code for a protein of 499 amino acids. Gene Ontology annotation, molecular function: serine-type endopeptidase activity. The record is from RefSeq and is a predicted model, not a curated record.
CUAUUUGAACGAUGUACCUAAUAACACUAUUGGCUCUAUUUGGUGCCGCGACUGCGGCACCAAACGCACUCGCUCCGCGUAUUGUUGAAGGACCAGCACCAAACGCACUCGCUCCGCGUAUUGUUGGAGGAUCUAAUGCUAACAUAGAAGAUUACCCUUUUAUGGCAGUCAUAUUAGGAUCUAAUGACGACUACAUUCAAGUUCGUUUUAUACCCUACUGCGGUGGAACUCUAAUCACAACCAGAUCCAUUCUUACGGCAGCCCACUGUUUCUUUAACAACGUUAUAGAUAACAGACAAAUACGAGUGCGACUUGGCUCGCCAUUCUCAUAUUUUGGAGGUAACUUUCUUAGAGUUCAAAAUUGGAUUAAGCAUCCUGGAUACGCGUUUCCUAAAGUAUAUCACGACAUUGGAAUACUGAACCUCGCCGCCCCCGCCACACUCUCCAGCCGCAUUGGACUUGCCCCUAUCGCUGGACCGAACUACUUGGUCCCAGAUAAUACUACAGUCACCGCUACCGGAUGGGGCUUACUUGAAUGGGGUGGUGAACCGUCACAUAUCCUUCAACAAGUCGACAAAAAAAUCGUCAACCACGACAUCUGCAGAGAAAACUAUGCUCUACUGCAGUCUGUGUUAGGUGAACUUCAAGUUCCUAAUGUAACAUCGGAAAAGAUAUGCGCUGGAAUAUUGGAUGGUGGUGGCAAGUCUACUUGCAGUGGUGACUCAGGAGGACCUCUUCUUCACCAAGGAGUUGUUAUUGGAAUCACCUCCUUGGCAGAGUUCGAGACAUAUCUUGGAUCACUCAGAGCUGCGAUGGCCAGACAGUCGAUGAAACCUAUUCUGGUUCUCGGCGACUUAAACGCGAAGUCACGCGCCUGGGGCAACCCCGCCACGAACCUGCGAAGAAGGGCUGUCCAAGUGUGGGCACUACUCUCCGGCCUAUCCCUACUGAACAAGGGGCAGGCUCACACCUGCGUGUGCCAUAACGGGGGGUCCGUGGUGGACGUCUCCUUCGCCACACCUGUCGUAGCACGCAGAGUGUUGGAAUGGAGGGUAGAGGAAGAGGUGGAGACCUGUCGGACCACCGUUACAUCCGACUCGAGAUCUCUACCUCUCGCAGGCUGGCGGAACCCCAGAGGGUGCCGACCACUUUGCCGAGGUGGUCUCUUGGCCAGGUUCCGCGGGACGGAGGGAGGGUGCCAGCGUGGAAGAGCUGGCGGGCCGCAUGAGCCGUGCCCUCAAAAAGGUCUGAGAUGCGGCCAUGCCGAGGACCCGUCGCAGAGCCCAGCGCCGGCAUGUGUACUGGUGGUCGCCCGAAAUAGCCGAGCUUCGGGCGACGUGCAAUCGGGCGCGGCGGGCCUACGUCCGCUGUCGAAGACGCAACGGCCUCGAUGUGGACUUGGAGGGACAGCUUUUGGCCACUUACCGCCAGCUAAAAAAGGACCUGCAGCUGGCAAUAAGUCGGGCCAAAGAGAAGGCGAGAGAAGAGCUGCUGGUGAGCCUCAACCGUAA